AUGGCUCAUCUCUCCAUUCUAUUAGGUGUGCCUUUUCUCCAGGGCGUGCAUGGACUUACUGGCAAACGAGGCAUUGCCUACAACAACAACAAUCCCUUCGGUAAUGCAGUCUACGCAAACCUUUUCAAAGGAAACAGCAAGGUUUCAUGGGGCUAUGACUGGGGAUAUCCCUCCUGGAACCUAGAUGCCUCAUUCGAAUUUGUACCGAUGCUCUGGGGGCUCCCCAAUGGGCCAGAUACAGACUGGACCGCAGCUGUGCAGACCCCUGGGACACUUAACAUCCUUGGAUUCAACGAACCCGAUCUCACUUACGACGCCUCAUCCAAUAUCCUGCCAGAAAAGGCUGCCUCUGGGUAUAUAACGUACAUGCAGCCAUUUGCGGGAACCGUACGAAUCGGAUCUCCAAGUGUGCUGUGGAACAACGUGGGAUCCUCAUCUGGCGGUGCUUACGAUACCGCGACUUGGACUCAGUACUUCCUGGGGAACUGCACUGGUUGUCAUUUGGACUUUGCUGCAAUUCAUUAUUACCAGGACUGCGUUACUCCGGACGGACAGAACGGGGCUAUUUGGUUUGAGGGUAAUGUCACAAAUGCGCACAAUGUUUUGAAUUUGCCAAUCUGGGUCACCGAGUUUGAGUGUUAUGGUAGUGAGGAACAGCAGAUUGAAUUUUUGGAACGAGCCCUUCCUUGGUUGGAUUCGCAGGCCUAUGUGGAGAGGUAUGCGUAUUUCGGCGCUUUCCCGGAAUUUCUCGUCAAUGCCGAUGGUACUUCACUUUCGAAUUUGGGUGGCGCUUAUGUUUCGAUCUAA
Molecule: messenger RNA, 807 nt
Organism: Penicillium waksmanii
Lineage: Eukaryota; Fungi; Ascomycota; Eurotiomycetes; Eurotiales; Aspergillaceae
Product: glycoside hydrolase family 128 protein
Exons: 2
Coding region: 1-807 (268 amino acids)
Biological process (GO): fungal-type cell wall polysaccharide metabolic process
Cellular component (GO): fungal-type cell wall
Source: RefSeq, a predicted model, not a curated record